AUGGCCAAGGACCAAAAGACCACUCAAAAGCGUUCCACUCUCGCUGAUGUUGUCACUCGUGAGUACACCAUCCACAUGCAUAAGCAUGUCUUUGGUCGCUCUUUGAGAAAGCGUGCUCCUCAUGCCAUUAAGUCCGUCAAGGCCUUUGCUACCCUUGCCAUGGGUACCAAGGAUGUCCGUCUUGAUCCCUCUCUUAACAAGGCCGUCUGGUCUCGUGGUGUUAAGCACACUAACCAUCGUAUCCGUGUUCGCAUCUCUCGUAGACGUAAUGAUGACGAGGAUGCCAAGGAGAAGCUCUACUCUUAUGUUACCUUCGUUCCCUGUGUUGACUUCAAGGGUCUCAACACUGAAGUUGUUGAGGAUGAGAACUAA
Mucor mucedo is the source of this 372-nucleotide messenger RNA. Its product is annotated as ribosomal protein L31e-domain-containing protein. Gene Ontology annotation, cellular component: ribosome; cytosolic large ribosomal subunit. Gene Ontology annotation, biological process: cytoplasmic translation. The coding region runs from base 1 to 372 and encodes 123 amino acids. The record is from RefSeq and is a predicted model, not a curated record. Gene Ontology annotation, molecular function: structural constituent of ribosome. Lineage: Eukaryota; Fungi; Mucoromycota; Mucoromycetes; Mucorales; Mucoraceae. The transcript has 2 exons.